Molecule: messenger RNA, 2183 nt
Organism: Mangifera indica (mango)
Lineage: Eukaryota; Viridiplantae; Streptophyta; Magnoliopsida; Sapindales; Anacardiaceae
Product: ankyrin repeat-containing protein BDA1-like
Exons: 2
Coding region: 439-1902 (487 amino acids)
Molecular function (GO): protein binding
Source: RefSeq, a predicted model, not a curated record
UACACAUAAGCUUAGGUGUUACGCGUGAGCUUAGGCAAAAUUGCUCGCAAAUCUGAGAGGAAUGAUGUUAAAGACUGAUUCGUUCACAAGCAUCUCUUAUCUAGGGUUUUAUUCAUAUUGACAGUAUGAGUAGAGAGCAUCGAAAUUCAUGGAAGAUUGAUCAUAUAAUAGCGACGAUAGUCUUCUAUGGCUCUGAUAUUUGAGAAAAUGAGAAGGAAUACUCUAGAAGCUGUUCAAAACAUUGACCAAAACUCUCUGUUUCGAUGUUUCUUCGUUGCUUCUUAUCCAAAGAGAGGAAUCUGUGGUGCUCAUUUCUCCUGUCCUGUGCACAAGGCAAACAGUGACUCCUAAUUUUCAUUCUUAUAACUCAAACUACCAUUGUUACUCCUGUAAUUGAAAGAAAAUUUGCAAAAGAUUUCUCUAAACACCCACACAGACAUGGAUGAGAGGUUGCAGAAUGUUGCCAUGGAAGGAAAUGUGGAUGCAUUAUAUUCAGCACUUGCAGAGGAUCCUUAUGUUUUAGAGCGUAUUGAUCAAGUACCAUUUGUGACUACUCCCUUGCACACAGCUGCGAGGGAGGGAAAGAUCCAUUUCGCCAAGGAGAUACUAAACUUAAAGCCUUCAUUUGCUUGGAAGCGAGACCACCUUGGGCGCAGUCCCCUCCACUUGGCUUUGGAGGGAAAGCACCUGCAGGAAGGGCUUAGUCUCCGUGAUUUAAAUUUGGAGGAGAAGUACCAGGAACUUGUAACAUGGUUGAUAAAACAUGACAGUGAGGUUGUCCGUGUUAAAGCAAAGGGGAUGGUUACUCCUCUGCACUAUGCAGCUCAACUAAACGAUGAAACCAGUUUGGCUGACUUUUUGUAUGUUUGUCCAUUAUCAAUCGAAGAGUUGACUGUUAAAUCUGAAACUGUUAUACAUGUCGCUGUAAAAAACGGGAGUUUGAAAGCCUUUAAAGUGUUGUUAGGAUGGCUUCGACGCUUCAACAAAGAGGAGAUCCUGAAGUGGAAGGACGAGGAAGGAAACAAUGCAUUGCAUACUGCAGUAUCUACAAAUCAACCUCAGAUGGUGAAGCUGUUGAUUGGAUAUAUGAAAGUGAAUAUAAAGAACAGUAAAGGUUUGACAGCUUUGGAUAUGUUCUAUGAUCGCCAAGGUUCGCUAGAUGCAGCUGUUGGGGACAUUCUACUUGCUGCUAAAGCUAAAAAAGCAUCUGAACUAAUCUAUCGUGGGCCUACAAUACUUAAAAAAAUAUUUAUUCAUCUAUUAGGUUCAGAAAAAACUUCACUAGUAGAGCACUUUUCUGGUGGCUUAUCGUUUUCAGGAAGAAUUCUGAAAAGAUUCUCGCUAGGUUACCGAAGAGUUGAUGAAGUUCCCCUUGAAGUCCGAAAUGUACUACUUGUGGUUGCUAUAUUGAUAGCCACAGCCACCUAUCAAGCAGCACUAAGUCCCCCGGGAGGUUAUUGGCAAGAUGACAGCAAUCUGCAGCCUGCAGCCAACAACACUGGUAUCAGUAACUCCACCUGGAUCCAAGAACAUUCUGAACAACAUGCUGCAGGGGAGAUGAUUCUGGGGUCUCAAGAACAAUUAUUAUUUUUUACAUUUAAUUCUUUGGCUUUUUUUACGUCUGUGUGCUUUAUUUCCACUCUCGUAACUGGCCUCCCAUUUUACAGAAUCAUUAUCACAAUGACAUCCUGGAUGGUAUUUUCGUAUUAUUUUUCUAUUCGUGAAACUUUUAACGACACCGAAUGUGGCUUUUUAGGCUUUUUGUUUAUCUUUUUCCUGCCUGCAAGUUUUCUUGCAAUAAAUUAUAUCCCAUUUUUCUUAGAUCACCAACAUUCGAAGCUCACACUGCAUGGCCGCCGGAAGAACCUUCGUUGGGGAAGCUUUGAACAACCUAAGAUGUGAACUCAGCUGUGAUUAGUGUUGACUGAGCUGUAUUUUCUAUAUAGGAAAUAAUAGUGCAGCAUGAGUUAUAUUUUUUGUAUAGGAAUAACUAGUUGUAUUUUGUUUCAUUGUGUAAGAAUAUUUAGCUGCCAUAUAAUUAGCCUAAUUACUAGCUUAAGAUAAAGAUUUUUUCUUGAUUUAGUUAACCUCUUUUUUGUGUGUGUGUGUAUAUAUAUGGUGUAAUCCUUGUGUAAAGAAUAAAUGAAUGAAAAUUGCUCCAAAAACUUCUUAUGUGCCUUCAA